UAUAUAUGUAUGUGUGUGUGUGUGUGAACUUUUCCAUUCCUAUCAUUUAGAUCGGGGUAAGUGAAAAUAUUAGGUGAGAUAAGAUGCAGAGAGAGAAAGAGAAGCAUUUAGUGUUGAUUCACGGAGGCGGCCAUGGUGCAUGGUGUUGGUAUAAGGUCGCUGAAUUGCUGAAAUCGAGUGGACACCGUGUGACAGCUCUGGACAUGGCUGCCUCCGGGAUCCAUCCGAAGCAGGCGGAGGAGCUGAAUUCAAUAUCAGAAUACUAUGAGCCUUUGAUGGAAUUUCUGGAGAGUUUGGAUGCUGAAGAGCGUGUGAUCCUCGUCGGUCAUAGCUUGGGUGGGAUCGGCAUGUCCUUAGCCAUGGAAAGCUUCCCCGAAAAGAUCGCAGCUGCGGUAUUUGUCAGUACCUUGAUGCCUUCUCCCGAUCUAAGCUUGUACACUCUUUCUCAGGAGUCCCGGGCUCGUCGAAGAUCGGAAUCUAAGUAUGACAACAACAGCAGUCAACCGGAAAAAUCAAUUAAAUUCUCGCCUGAAUUCUUAGCAUCCAAUUUAUACCAACUCUCUCCACCGGAGGUAUGCACUUUGAAAUAA
This is a messenger RNA of Vigna umbellata (rice bean), 590 nucleotides long. NCBI's taxonomy places the organism in Eukaryota, Viridiplantae, Streptophyta, Magnoliopsida, Fabales, Fabaceae. The record is from RefSeq and is a predicted model, not a curated record.